Molecule: messenger RNA, 2241 nt
Organism: Symbiodinium necroappetens
Lineage: Eukaryota; Dinophyceae; Suessiales; Symbiodiniaceae
Source: the annotation of a GenBank genome assembly
AUGGCGGAUGGACGCGGAGUACCACACUAUGGGUGUAUUCUUCCUUUGGAGCAAGGGCAAAUCACUGUCUUGGAUCCACACCGACGUCAUGCAGUACUUCCUUGGAAAGGCUUGAGGAUUGUUCUGGUCGCAUACACUCCUGGAAUGAUUCGAAAAUUGCCAGGAUCAGAUCGUGAAGUUUUGAGUCGGCUGGGCUUUCCAAUUCCACCUGAAGCCGAGGAGGUGUUCCCAGAGGUGGCGCUCAGGGCUUUGUCAGUGGGUGCCAGGGUGCACGAUAGAUUCGAAAAGGAGGUGGAGGAAGAGCCAUGGUUUGAGCAGGAGAUCGGUGAUUCCGGGGGUGGUUCUGGGCCAAGUUCAAGUGACGAAGAAAAGAUCAAUGGGGACUUCGCUAUGCUCGCAGAGGAGGAGGAAGUGGAGCAUUGGGAUAUGUUUUUACCGUUGGAGCAAGGCGAUCCCAAUCUUGUACCAAAGGCAAAGAUUGCUUCAUCCAGUGGGGCGAUCAAUAUGUGCAAGAUGGAGGUGACGUAUACGCACAACAUUGAGAGUGCCCGGGAUCCACAAGUGGCAGAUGACAUUCUCUCAGGAAGCUUGGAUUGGUUUCGUCGCAAGGCUCGUAUCGUUGCCUGCGGCAACAUGAUGGCAUCUUCGGGGGAGGACAACUACGCGGCCGCAGCUCCGGCAGAGGUCGUUAGAUCCUCUUUGGCGAUAUCGAGCCGUAGAGGAGCUGUGGUCAACGAGUCCUUUGGCUAUGGCUUCGGAUGGGGCUAUAAAGUCGAGGACGGACCUCGCGUACGCAGCGAGCCUGAUAUCCUCUUUGACAACAAAAGCUCCGAGAAGAGCGUCGUCUAUUACCAGGAGCAAGUCCCUGCACUUUUCCUGAAACACCUUCCUCGUGGUCCUGAGUCGAAGGACUACCUGCAGCCGGACCCGAAUCUGUUGUGUGACAAGUUCGGCGAUUUGGCUUUGGACAUCAUGCACUGUGAUGGUCGCAAGUCCUCGAAAUUCUUGGAAAGCUCUGCCAUGGAAGCUUGGCCCAAUCUUCUUUCUGCGAGCGAAGCACAAUGUUUCGGGCAACGUCUCUUUUCGCUUCUCGAACACCUACACCUGAAGAAAAAACAAAGCAGCGAUGGUCCCAAGCUACACCCUUCCGUGAGGCAGGUCGUAACUGCCCUGAAGGAGAGGAUGCCUGGUCGCGUGCACUCUUUCGGAUCGCUCUCGUCAUCGUCCCCUGCUCCUGCAGACAGGCCACCUGCACACAGGUCACCUGGUAAGUUGCCAGCUGCAAUGCAGACACAGUUGCCGCUGAUUCUUCCGAGUAAGGAUGACAUCAAGAAUGCUUACAAGCAGCAACUAGAAGUGGAAGAUGAUUCCAUGGAGGUCUCGGUUUCGCAGGGGGACGAGAUUGAAGACGUCCAAAGUUCGCACAGUGUCGUCGCAGUUUCGUCGGGCGAAGAUGCUGUCUCGGUCCAGGAUGAAGCGAACCAGGGUGUGAAAGAUCCAGAGUACUAUCAGUACUACAGUUCGGGAGACCUUUCUGAAGUUCGUUUGUAUGCCGAUGGCUCCUACGAGCUUGCACAGAUGUCUCAUGGACCAGACGGCUUCUGUUUUGCGAAACUCAAAGAUGGAUCGCAGCAUUUGACCGAAAUGUCGAAUGCUUUGCUUAAGACAUCGAAGAAGAGUCAGAGUAAGUCCACCAACAAGAAACGCCCAGCAGCUGCCCCAAGCUCCAAGCCGACGGCGAAGCACGCCAAAGCAGCACCGGUGGCCCAGCAUGCUGCCCCAUCCUCAGCCACCGACAGCUCCAAUCUUGAUGCGCAGCCUGCACCGAUAGACCAACAGGCUGCUGAGGAGGAGAGGCCCAGAGGGUUUACAGUGGGGGCUUACAACAUCAACCACUACAAGCCGCCUCGCCACAAGUAUGGUAUCAAGACCCAAGGCAGAGAGAUCUUGUGUCUGCCUGUGAGGGAGAAGCCAUGGAAGGCUGUGGCGACUAAGAUCCGUGAGGUUGUUCUAGCCGAGCUGAGUCAGGGAAAAGACCCUGCCGAAGUCAAGGCUGCUGCCCUGGCCGGUCUGCAGAACCUUUGCGACGCUCAAGGACGCCUGUUCGAUCGGGAGGACUUCGUGAAGGUGAUGAAAACCCGAGCUCAGAUCUGGAGCGAGGUGGCGGUGGUGCUGGAUGGUGACGCCAGGGCCCGAUGGCAAGGACAUUUGGUGGUGGAAGUGGUUUAUUUUCCGAGGUAA